This is a messenger RNA of Amoebophrya sp. A120, 8228 nucleotides long. The record is from the annotation of a GenBank genome assembly. NCBI's taxonomy places the organism in Eukaryota, Dinophyceae, Syndiniales, Amoebophryaceae.
UUUUGCUCAGUCUCUAACAGCGGUCGAAAGUAUGGUGGCGUGAAGUUUUGUGUAGAAGGAAAGCAACAUGCUUUCCGCCUUAUUUUGGAUUAGUCCUGGUGCUUUGCCUCUAGUGUGAAGCGUCGACAAUCAGGUUUUUCAUUUAGCCCCUACAAAACAUAGUGCGGUUAUUUCGAGUUGAAAGGAAAUUUUGUGUAGCACUUGUUUUCCAAAGCCAAACCCAAAAUAUGAAAAACAGUCCCGCCAUCGACGUUUAGAAAAAGCGAUUUGAAAGAACCUCCUGCCUAGAAAAACGAUGCUAUGGCUUGGGCAACCGCAACUGCAAGUGUGGUCGCUACACUCGUUCCUGCUUGAUGCGCCGCGGUAGUCUUGCAAACUACACGGCGCAGCACCCGGAGUUGUAGUAGAACAAGGACAGGAGCUUCUACCAGGUGCUGACUGGCAGGCUGAAGCAACGAACCUCUAGAAGUCGGGACAAGACGUUCUUCCACUGGUUUGCCCUGGUGCAGGCAGCAACCGCAAAGAGGACGGCCGUAACCUCGAGGACAGAAAAGAACGUCGACCACGAGGACAUACGACAGACGGACGUGACAGAAGAAAAACCGAGAACUACGUGGCUGCGAAAAGAACUCACCUGACGUGUACAUCAAAAACUACAACCAGGUCCUGCGAGAACUUCAAGCCACUUACGCGGUUUUUUCUUGGGAAGCCGAAGAACGCCAGAAGGAAUUGUACUUCGCUGGGUAAUAUCACCUUAAAUAUACGGAUACAUAUCAAAAUCAAAACUACCCUACGUACCACGAACCAGCCCCACAAGUGGAACCUGAGCGAAGAAGAUGUUGGCGAAUUCCAUCUCUGACAAGUUGAAGUCUGCCUUGCGGGACAACUUGAAAUACGAAGACAACCGCGACUUUGUAAAUCCCUGGCAAGGCGACAAAUCCACCCUCUUGCUCGAAGCCCGGGCCUUCCACGCGACCCCGAUCGACACCGACAAAUGUUGCCGGCUAAUCACGAAGAUUCUUUACAUGCUGUUCCAGGGACAGCGGUUUUCCGGCGACAACAUGACCGACCUGUUUUUCGGGGUCACCAAGCUGUUCCAGAGCUCGAGCCCAAAACUGCGGCGUUUGACGUACCUGGUGAUAAAGAAUCUGGAGCCCGCGGAGACGGAGGCGUUCAUCGUCACUUCAUCCCUGAUUAAGGAUGUGAACAGUAAGACGGAUUGCAACCGCGCGAACGCGAUCCGGGUGUUGUCCAAGAUUCUGGACGUGCAGAUCGCGAACCAGAUCGCGGACCGCUACCUCAAAACCGCGAUCGUGGACAAAAAUCCCUUCGUGGCCUCCUCCAGCUUGGUGUGCGGGAUCUCCCUGACCAAAAUGGUGCCGGAAGUCAUCAUAUGCAUUGCAAGUAUGUCUGAGUCUGGAAGAAUGCGCGAUUUUUUGUCAUGCAGCUUUUCCAUGACCCAUGGGGUUUGGAAUGCAGGACCUAGCAUGACAGAUUCUGCGCGAUCCCUGUCAUGCCUAUCCUGCAUGAGAAACUUUCUCCCGACUUGGUCAAAACAGGACGACUUUUGAUAAUCAUGCAACACAGAUUUUUGCAUGCUUCAGAUUCAGCAUGACAAGUUGCACUGUUCCAGACGCAGACGUAUUUGCAAUGCAUACAUCAAACGGUGGGUGAACGAAAUCCAGGAAACGGUGCUGUCCUCGGGGAGCUCCAUGGUACAGUACCACGCCUUGGCCCUGCUGUACGAAAUCAAGAAAAACGAUCGCCUCGGACUGCACAAGGUGAUCACCAAUUUGGCGAAAAAUCAACUGAAGAACCCCAUGGCGGAGUGCCUGCUCAUCAGGUUCAUUCUUUGUUCAAAAUACGCUUCUUAUCACUUAUUUCGUAUCUCGCAUGAAAAACUUGCAUUUUUCCGUGACUUGCGACAUUGCACCUAAAAAUAUUGCGCGUUUGUGUUUGACUUUCCUUUAUUUUUCCUCGACAAGGAUUUUUAUACUAAGUCUGUUUCGUUUGUAGUAAGUACGCACACGCAGCUCGUCUUUCUUGCUUAAACAGGCAAGGCACAACAAAACCGAUAAACUUUUGUCCAUCGUUAUCACAAUUUUUUUCUCCACCAACUUCAGAUACGCCGCCAACGCGCUGAUGGCUCCAGACCGCGACCCGGGCAUCGAAAAGCCGCUAAUUGCCUACAUCGACAGUUGCCUCAAGGCGAAACAGAAGGCAGAAAUGGUCACGCACGAGGCGGCGCGGGCGUUUGUAAACCUGAUAAUAUCGGAAUCGAAGCAGGACCCGCACAUAAAUCACCUCUUCGGCGUGGAUUUCGCACGGGCUGUGGAUGUAUAGUUUAUUCUUUUUGUACCACAACGGUUGGUUUAGGUUUUGCUGUUGUAGCACUUGACAAUGACACCACACUACGACCACCCUAAACUCCCUCCUUGACCUUGCAAACGCUGGCUUCUCGAUGCGCAAGGAAAGAAAAAAGAUAAAAAAGAAUUCUGCAUUUCUUCUGGCGCGAGCCUCGUUGUCGAUGGGUGUAAUGAAAUCAAGACGCAUGAUCCGCAUGUUGGCACAAGUAGAAGAUAAUGUGAAAAGUCACGACCUCCUCGUUGUGACCUUCCUCGAGCAUCCACCGCUAUGAAACAACGGACGUAAUGUAUCACUACAUCCCAAAGAUUCUCCAAAUCGGGCUGACGUCGGCGAAGCCUGUGAUGCGGUUUGCCGCCGCGCGCACGUUGAACCAACUGGCGCAACACAGACCAUAUGCAUUGCAAAAGCAUCGUACUAGUAUAGACUGCAUCACAAAUUUUGGCAAGAGGAAAAGUGGGAUUUGUAAUGCUGUUUUGCCUUAGGAUGGAGAUUUGUAAUUAUGCAUAUUUGCAAAUGCAAUUACUACGAGUACGAUACUUUUGCACAGGAUAGACCAGAACUGGUGACCAGGUGCAACCAGGACAUGGAGCCCCUGCUGUCGGACCCAAACAGAAGUAUAGAAGAUACAUAGCUGCACCGGUUUUGCGUAGUUGUGAGCAACAAGAAUGACAAUGACUCUUCGUUGUCAUCAUGAUGCUUGAUUAUUGUGGUCUAGUGACAGACAAGGAAGAUCAAAAUAUGAAUAAAAACUACAAGUAGAACCACUGCAUGGCAGGAGCACGAACAUGACCGAAACGAAUUCUAGGUACUGCCACCCUGGCCUUGACGUCCCUUCUGAAGACCGGGAAUGAGUCCAACGUGGAGCGGUUAGUGAAGCAAAUAACCAGUUUCAUGUCCGAUAUCACGGACGUGUUCAAGAUCGAGGUGGUGCGGGCGGUGAAGUCCCUGGGGCUCCAGUACCCGACUAAGUACAAGGUCAUCAUUAUUCUGGGUAAAAACGUCCCCACCCCAGAGUUGUCAUGCAAAUCUGCAUGCCAAAAAAGUUUGUCAUGCGGAGCGCCAUGAGAGGCAUUCUCUAGUCGUGUUUUGGGAUUUGUGAUGCUAUAAUCAGCAUGAUCGACUAGAUCUGUGAUGCUGCUGAACUACCUAAACAGGAUUACACUACGGGGACAAACUUGUCAUGCCAAACGACUAAAGCUGGCUGAUUUGUCUAGCAGAUUUCCCAUCUUGGCUCUGGUGUGGGGACGUUUUUGCAAAUGAUAAUCAUGCACUUUCUGUCGACCAACCUGCGCGAGGAAGGGUCGCUGGAUUUCAAAAAGGACCUGGUGGAAGCCAUGGUCUCCCUGAUCCAGUACCCCAAAAUGUCCGCCGUCGCGCAAAAAGAGGGUUUGCUUCACCUCUGCGAGUUCAUCGAGGACUGCGAGUACCCGGAUCUGUGCAUGCGCAUCCUGGCGUUUCUCGGCGAAAACGUGCCCUUGCAGCAGUCGCCCGGAAAAUUCGUGCGGUUCAUGUACAACCGGUUGAUUCUAGAAAACGCCCUGGUGCUACGAAGACGAAAAAGUGCUUUUUCCUAUCACUAUCGUGUCUAAAAAUGCACAUGUUACGCCACAUCCAAUACUGCACGCUUCUUCCGCGCGUAAUGUUGAAAAAGAACGUGCGUGGUUUAAUCAUUCACCUGAAGAAAAACAUGACUGCCGCGCAUUGUCGUAUUUUGCAGAAAUGCUAAUAAUGCAAUGCCGUUGCAUGUGUGCAGUACCGAGACCGACCUAUUCUUGGGUGAAAGGCAUCGAUAGUUGUGAUAGAGCUUUUAUUCUUCGUUGCCAUACCUCCGAGCGGCCGCCGCCGACGCAUUGACGAAGGUUGGGUUAAAAGUGCCGUCCCUCCGAUCAGAUAUUGCCACGCUGUUGGAGUACAAUUCAAUUUGGAGUUUUUCGCUUACCAAGAGAACUUGCAUUUCAUGAAAUUGCUCGCCGCGCUAUGUAGUUUUUCAUUCCUCUUUUAUCUACCUUGCAUGGCAAAGUUACCGAUUUAGGGGGCUUUCUGCAUGGCAAAUCGAUAGACAAUAAAAACCGAAAACGAACACGAACAGGUGCGGCAAAAACGACAACGACGACGAAGUGCGGGACCGUAUAUCAAAUGUAAAAAUGUCUGGGUCAGGAAGAAUGCAACUUGUCAUGCUAAAUCUGAAGCAUACAAAAAUCUGUGUUGCAUGGCUGCCAAAAGUCGUCCAGUUUUGACCAAGUCGGGAGGGAGUUUCUCAUGCAGGAUAGGCAUGAGAGAGAUCGCACAGAAUCUGUCAUGCUACGUCCUGGUAGCCAUUUUGGCUCAAGGUUUUUUCUCGUUUUAUAUUAUAUUUUUUUACAUGUUUAUAGUAACUUGUACUAUCGGCUUUCGUGCCACCGGGACGUCCUGCCCGUAGACCACCAAUGUCAUGCUACGUCCUGCAUUCCAGACCUCAUGGGUCAUGGAAAAGCUGCAUGACAAAUCGCGCAUUCUUCCAGACCCAGACAUUUUUACAUUUGAUACCGUAUCAAUCUCUACAAGUCCUCGCUGCUGCAGCAGAAUCCGCAGGACGGCGACUACCUCACCGUCGUCGUGGAGCCCCUGAAAGACUUCUCGGUUGACGCCCUGUUUGACCUCUGCGAAAAACAGAUGUCGGUGCCGGACCUCCGCAAUAAGCCAAUCGACGUGUCGAACCUACCCACGCCCGAGGCCUAUGCGCAGUUUCUCGAGAAGAAGAGGCUGGAAGAGCAGAAGGAGCAGGGCCUGGCCGGGCACCACGCGCAACUGGCGGGCGGCGCGCCGGGCGAGACGAUAUGAAUUGUAAAAAUGUCUGGGUCUGGAAGAUUGCAACUUGUCAUGCUAAAUCUGCAGCAUGCAAAAAUCUGUGUUGCAUGAUUACCAAAAGUCGCCCAGUUUUGACCAAGUCGGGAGGGAGUUUCUCACGCAGGACAGGCAUGAGAAAGGUCUCGCAGAAUCUGUCAUGCUAGGUCCUGCAUUCCAGACCUCAUGGGUCAUGGAAAAGCAGCAUGACAAAUCGCGCAUUCUUCCAGACCCAGACAAUUUUGCAUUUGAUAGACGACGGGGGUCAGCGACGUCGCCGCGGCGGUCUCGAAGCCAACCACAACGCCGACCGAGGUACUCAGCAAAAUCGCUCCGCUCUUCGGCGGGAACGCUGCGGGGGCUAUAGGUGAGGGCGAUUAUUUUCUAUGUCCGUUCGUCCGUCUGAUAUGUUUUUUUCGUAUUUCCACUUACUAGUAGUCAAGUGGUGAUCUUUUGCAAAAAUGAAUUUCUGUCUCCAAGAACGACAGACGCUUCUAGAAGAUUUCGGGGUUUUAGGAUUUAGGGUUUCAUCUCAUUGUUUACCCACAGCUAUAGAAUGAUGAUGCUGCUCUUGAUGUACAACUUGUUAGCAAGUGUGAAAAAGCUGAAGCCGUGAAGAUCUUGAGCAUUCUUGUCGUGUACUAUAAAGUAGUACUAGUAGAUGUACUUCUACAACUACUUCUACCAGGUAAUCUUCUUUCGUGCACGAAGCCCACGCCGGUGACCGAACUGGAGGCGGAGUAUUCCGUUCAGCUGAUCAAGCACAUCUUCCAGCGGCACAUUAUGGCGUUCUCAAAUGUUACAUUCUCAGCUUUUACAUAAAUUUGUCAUGCAAGAACGGCAAAAGUGAAAGGGGGAAGAUGGCGCCUUUUGCAUUACAGAUUUGGCACAUAUUCAGAUGCUGUUUAGCCCUUCGUAGAUUUGCCAUGCGAAGCACCUUAAUCGCGGCGAUCUUGGUGGUAAAUUUGCAUGACAAAUCAUGUAACAGUUUAGAAUGUAACGUCUGAGAGUUCCAUACACAUCGUGCUGGAGUUUUACAUCACCAACACUUUGGAGGGCGUCGGCUUGGCGGACGCCGAGGUGCAGGCGACCAUUUUGCCCAAGGACGCGGACAAAUUUUCCCUGGUCGGGUCGGUGAAAGCGAGCGAAGUGAUCCAGUUUAACGAAAACAAAUCAUCAUACCUCGUGUUGGAGAAAAAAAUCGAGGGCAUCGUGGCGGCGUCGCUGCCGUGCAUAUCAACUGCAAAAAUGUCUGGGUCUGGAAACUUGUAGUGCUGCCUUGGGAAUAGUGAAUGCUCUGCAAUGCGCAGCCAAGCAUGAGACAUAUCUGCGCUUUUUUGUGUUGCGUUUUUCGUAUGACAAACUUCGUUUUUGCAUGACAGGCAAAAGUGUCUCUGCUUGGACACGCAUCACAAAUUUUUUGGUCAUGCCAGACAAGCAUGACAAAUCUCGCAAUCUUCCAGAACCAGACCCAGACACUUUUGCAUUUGAUAGCGCAAGCUGUGCUACAACCAACUCGAAGAUGGAGACGACAUCGGGUUUCCCGACGAAACGCAGCUCGAGAACGCGGAGAUAUUACCGGGAAACUACGUCAGCCCCGCCCUGCUUCCGCCGGGCCAGGUGAAACCGCUUUUCGAGCAGUUGAAGGCACAGGGAAGCGCGGUACUUGCUUUGAUUGGUUUUCGUAUGUUCAGAGUCACUGAAUGUGAAGUAUGAAUCAUACUUCGCAUUGUCUUCUUGCGUGUAUUGAUGAUGCUACUCAGAAUCUCCAUCUUGCGUUGACGUGUGCUUGGGCAGCUUGCACGGGAACGAUCACUACAAAGAAAUUAAAGGAAAAUGGAAAUUCUCUGCAGAUGGUGAAGCUGCAACUGGAGUACAACUCGAUCGAAAAGGCCGUGGAAGGUGUUAUCAAUACGAUGGGUAUGGAGGCCUGUGAAAAAACCGACACCGUAGACCCCUUAUCCACAGUAAAUUUCCCGUACACGUACAAAUGUGGUAUCUGCAUGACAAACUUUUCUUCCAAUCCUAUUCAGCAUGACAAGUGGCAUGCUCCAACUUGGUAAAAUUUGUCACGCAUUUUGUACAUGUACAGGAAAUUUGUAUUGCAUACCCCUCGAGAACGGCGCAUGAACUCUGGCUGUCGGGGACCUUUGCGGGCGGGUUUUCGGUAGUGUGCCGCGCCCUGAUCGGGAAAGACAACCAGGGCAGAAUACUCAUGCAGCUCACCGCCGCGUGUAAAAACAAAGACGUCGCCGAUUGCGUAGCCGGGUUUUUGAAAAGUUGAGGGCCAAUUAUAAAGACCGCGACCACAGGGUCAGGGCGUGCUGUUAUUCUGAUGUGAACGAAGAGCUGCUGCUCCCGAUUUUAUUCAUCAUAUUUGUUCCCCACGGCGACAAUUAUUAAUUUUUUCUACUAACUGCACGACACGCGGCCAUUUUGUUCAGUUUGCGCGUCCGCUCCGCGAUACGGCUACUUCUAGUCCUGGUGAAGAGGUGAAGCAGAUAUGAAUUCAUUCUCUGCUCCGCGCAUCGUGGUCUCACCGACUACUGUGCCUGCCGCGUUGGCGUUCCAUACCCCCCCCGUAUUUUUUUCGAAUAAUCCUAAUCGAAGACGACGACACUGAGUAGGUACAGGUAGUCGUCAUUCAAUCUUUCACAUCCCAACAUCGUGGCUGGCAGUAGAAGUAGUACGAACCGUAACCAACUAACCCUGGUUACACAAGAUUUUUCAUCCCGAUUACCCGCGACCGGUCCUGAUGGCGGGCGUCACGGACUGUGUCGCGUCCGCCGGAGGAUGAAGCAGCCGGGAGGUCUAAGUACCAAGUACCACGGCGUUCUCAUUUCUUCAUCAUGGGACAUUCAUUCGGAACGACCAUCACUACGGGACAUGUUACCACGAAUUAUGUAAAUGAGAAACCCACAUCUCUGCUUCCCAAAGUAGGAAGUGUGUGUUGACAAAAUAAGAAGAAAAUAUCGCAGCUAUCAAAAAGAAAAAGCACAGGAGAUGAUGACGUGUGCUGGCCGCCGGCUUGUAGUAGG